This is a messenger RNA of Corythoichthys intestinalis (scribbled pipefish), 10444 nucleotides long. It is a transcript of the gene syne3, whose product is annotated as spectrin repeat containing, nuclear envelope family member 3. The transcript has 17 exons. Gene Ontology annotation, molecular function: actin filament binding. Gene Ontology annotation, cellular component: nuclear outer membrane; cytoplasm; meiotic nuclear membrane microtubule tethering complex. Gene Ontology annotation, biological process: nuclear migration. Bases 140 to 3361 code for a protein of 1073 amino acids. NCBI's taxonomy places the organism in Eukaryota, Metazoa, Chordata, Actinopteri, Syngnathiformes, Syngnathidae. The record is from RefSeq and is a predicted model, not a curated record.
CCAUUAUGUCGGUUUUGCAACCACCAAUAAACUAUUAAAGAAGAAGCAGUCAACUCCACCGACUGCUAAAAACAUCAAUAGUAUCUUCACGUAGUUGCUGUAACCUGAUUAAACAACGUCGCCUGAACCGUGAGAGGUCAUGACUGAACAGGAGCAGCAGACCUUCAUAGAAAGAUUGGAAGAGGCACUUUCUUGGAUGAAGGCUGUACAGGAGAACCUGAGGGAAAAUGAUAACACCCAAGGGCCUUGGAAUGCCCUUGAAGCACGACUCCGAGAGACUGAGAAAAUCCACCAAUCGGAGCAUGAUGGUCAUGUAAAGAUGGACAUGGCACUAGUCGCGGCUGAGCAUCUUCUAGAGAGCGGGGAUGAAAAACUGAGGAACCACACCCUUGCGAAACUGAAAGACCUGAAAAGCUUUUGGGAGGAAACUUGUACCUACAUCAUUCACUGCCACAGUCGAAUUGAGUGGGUGUGGCUCCACUGGAGUGAGUAUUUGAAGGCCCACCAGGAGUUUGUGUUGUGGCUUACAAGGCAGCAACUUGACCUGGAUGUUGGUGUGGAGUUGCAACUGGGACUGAAGGAAAAGCUAUGGCAAGUGGACCAACAGAGAGUGGUUGUAAGUGACGUCCAUGGGCAAAAAGCCUUACUGGAAAGGCUGAUAGAUGAAGCUGCCGUGCUACACAACAGAACCCAAGAUCCUAGUCUGGACUCCCAGGCCCGGGAGAAACUGCUGAAGACCUACAGUGACAUUAGAGAUAAGGUUGAGGAACGUCUGUCGCUGCUUCAGGAGAUAGCUGAGGAGCACCAGACAUACCAGGGCAGUGUUCAGAGAUUUCAGUCAUGGCUGCUGUCAAAAACCAAAGAGCUUACAGACCUUAUGGAAAAGGAAGACACAACAGAAAACAAGCUACAGGCCUUACAAGUCUUUGAUGACAUUGUAGGCAAUGAAGAAAAAACUCUGCAAUAUAUAGAGAGUGUAGCUGAAUCUGUCAGAGCGAAGACCUCUCCUGCUGGCGCAGACGUGGUUGUAGACGAGGCUGAAGAGCUCAGGCUCGGUUGGCAGAGACUAAGGCAAGGCAUAUUUGAGGUUGAGGAGGGUCUGCAAUCCACCCUUUAUACACACAAUGAAUACACGACAAGAUGCAAGCGACUGGAGCAAGAUAUCGGACGCCUCCAAUCACGACUCCAGGAGCUGAACCUGGAACUAAAGGAGGAUUGUAAUGUUGGUGAUGACACUGAUAGCAUUGACGAGCAGGUGGACCAGUGGAGAAACUACAUGCGUGUAAGGAAGACUCUGAUAGGUGAGGAAUCCCAAGUGGACCACCUAAAAUUGCAGCUCAAAGAGCUUUUCAGGUUCUCAGAGGAUUCUCGACAUAUUUCUGAUCAUGUCCUUGACGUUGUCAAAGAACACCAGAGUGUGAAAUGCAAAGCGACAAAAUUGUGCUCCGACUCAGAGGCCUGCCUGAGAAACAUGUUCCAGGAAAAGUUGGUGUUCUUUACACAGUGGCGGAAUACGGUCUCUCAGAUUUUGGAAACUUCUGCUGAGGUCAUGGACUUCUCCCAUAUUGUCACGUUGGUCCAAAAUACUGAGCGGCUGUUGAAGGACAGUAUCCAGCUGCAGGAUCGUUUGAAUGAUCUCAGGACAAUAGAGGACUUGUGCGACUCUCUUUUUGGUCCCGAAAAGUCUGAUGGUCUUCGGAGCGAGUUGAGUACUGCUAUCAGGGACAGAGAACUGCUACAUGUUCAGCUUAUUCAAAGAAAGGCAAGACUACAGGGUUUAAUUUCAAGAACCAAUGAUUUUGGAGAUGCCUACGUUGUGAUUCGCUCAAAAUUGACCAGUCUCACAGAUAGGAUGAUGGCAAUUGAAAGACCCCAGCCUGACAUCCUGGCUAAAAAAAGUCAAUCUGAUCAAUUCAUGGUGAUCCAAAAGGAUGUUGAAGACUGUGAAGCCCACAUCAUAGCUCUUGAAACUCUAAUAUCAUCCUGUCAAAACAACCAAACUCAGUUUGAAAAGCUGUAUGCUGACUGGAAACAUCUUCACAAGACAAUUGGGGUAAAGCUUCAAGAAAGUGAGGAGCGUAUUGCAGAUCAUUCAAAUUUUCAUGACCGUCUCCUAAACCUGCAAAAAUGGUUGAUGAUCAUGAAGCAGAAGCUGGAGUCCUUCAAGAGCCCAAAAGGAGAGUGGAGCAUUGAAAGUCGUGAGCAUGAGGCACAGAGAGCACUUGGAGAGUUUCCAGAAAAGGAGUUUCAGCUACAACAGAUGGAGAUGCAUGGUCAUAGGGUUUUGAAAAAUACGUCCGAGGAAGGAAGAGUCCACAUUGUUGGAGAUAUGAAGCAUCUUCAGGAAUCCUGGUUGGCGUUGUACAGCAUGAGUCUCAAUAUUCACAGGCUACUGAAUGGCUCCAUAGACGAGGGACAGUCUGUCACGACCGAUAUGAGUGUCAGGGAAGUGGACGGUGAAUGCACUGUUCAUAGUGAAGGCCAAUCCAUACUACCUGGUAUGCAAGAUGAACAUCCCAAACUAUCAGGAAAAGGCAUGGGUGGCCACCAUUCUCAUGCUAUAGAUGAAUAUGAUUUGUCUACUUGGACCAUCCAGAGUAAAGCAGGUCUGCCUCUUGCCAAAGAAUCUCCAGAGGAUACAAAUCCUAAGACUGAUAUAUCAAGAGCGGGUGACAGUUAUACCUUGAACACAGCGAAAAGCAGUCUGGUUGUUAGUCCUGAAGAGGGAACAAUGAGUCCAGAAGAAGGAGCCAUGGCAAUAGAGGAGAGCCAAGCUAUCGGCAAAGCCAUGAUUUUCAGAGAUGCUUCAGCCAAGCUGCAAGCCAUCACAUCAACUCAAGACAAAACGAUGAAAGCAGAUCUAUAUGAGUCUAGGAGGCGAAAAUUUGAGGCAUGGCUCUGUAAAGAAAAUAAACUACUUUCAAGCAUCCUUAGCAACCAGGGAGCAAUACUCAAGGGCAAAAAACUCAAGAUGCAGCAGGAUACCCUAAGCGCCCUGUGGUCAAGGGUAACCUGGGGUCAGGAGCAGUUCCAACUUUUGCUUCAGGAAAAUGGAGUUCAUAAGACUCGUUCAGGUCAAGCAGUAAAUGCAAGUCUGGAAGAACUGCGCUACCGCUGGAUGCUCUAUAAGUCCAAGCUGAAAGCUGUAGGUGGUCUUGGGACUACGUACAGUUCAAAGAAACCUGGGCUGCUGCAGAGGGUGUGUCGACUGGCUCUUCCUCUUUGGAUCCUCUUCCUGGCUCUAUUGCUGUUGGCCUUUAUCUUGCCUCUCGUCGAUGAAGGCAACAGCUGCUCCAUCUCCAACAACUUUGCAAGAUCUUUUAGCGUUAUGCUGCGGUAUUCUGGACCACCACCUACAUAGCUGCAGCCUAUUUUACUUUGUUACAACAAAUUACUCACUUAUAAUAUUCUGAAGAGACAUCUAACAAGUUUUCAGCUUCAGAAUGUAAACGCCAUUCUAUCAUUUUUAUUGCAUCACAGUUUAUAUAUUUUAUUAAGCUUAUACAGCCUUUGAAUCUUUUUUUAGCCUUUUUUUGACAAUGCUUGCCUACAUGCACAACUGUAACUUAACAUAAUGCUAUAACAAUGAGUUGUACUUAUAUAUAUUUUUAACCACUGUAUCAUUAGUUUUUAUCUUUGGCUGUGCUAGUGUGUCAAAAAAUGAACAGUGGUAACUCGAGAUACGAAAGCUUCGGUACAUGAAAAAGUCAUUUUAUAUUUUUGAAGCUUUUUUUUUGCUUCACGUUAUGAAAAGUUUAUCAUACAAAAGAUAAUAUGUACUUUAAUAGAUCGUUGCCACUUGCAGCAAGGCAACGUUAUUCCUGUCUGUUCCUUAUUAUUACACUUAGUCAGUUUUGAUGAAUAAAAGUUGGUAAAUAUGUCAGGUUGUUGUCUAGAAUGACUUAAGUCCGCCCACCCCCUUUAGCAUUACUUUAUCUACAGGUAUCAAGUAAAAAUAAAGUGGAGAAAGUGUGGACUCGUAAUCCAUCAAAGUACCCACGUUUCCUGAAUGCAACAUCAUUUGGGAUUACAGUGAUCCCUUGCUACUUUGCGCUUCAAACGUCGUGCCCUCAGUAUCAUCGCAGAUUGUUUUCAAUUUAAAAAAUGAAUAGGUGGCACGGUGGCUGAGUGGUCAGCACAUUCGCCUCACAGUUCUGAGAUGAAUGGUUCAAUCCCGGGGUCCGGCCUUCACAUGUUCUCCCUGUGCCUGCGUGGGUUUUUUCCGGGGACUCCGGUUUCCUCCCAAAAACAUGCGUAGUAGGCUGAUUGAACACUCUAAAUUGUCUGUAGGUAUGAGUGAGUGCGUCAAUGUGCCCUGCGAUUGGCUGGCAACCAGUUCAGGGUGUACCCCGCCUACUGCCCGUAGUUGGCUGGUAUAGGCUCCUGCACCUCCCCGACCCUCGUGAGGAAAACCGGCAUGGAAAGUGAAUGAAAAAUAAUAAUAAAUGCAGGAUUUUCAUCCGGUCACGUACAGCCUCUCAAUCUCCAUCCUGAAGCGUUCCUUUCUCACCGGCAGCUGCAGCUUGGUAAAGUUAACAAUGAGUGACAAGGGAGCUGCUUUGAAGUUGCUAGAGAAGCCUUUUCAAAGGCCGCCUCGUUUAACUUGUUAAAUAUUGGCUGUAGUCGCUAUGGCAACUUGUUUUGUUGUGUGCCGUUCUAGCAGCAUGACAGCAGAAUUUAAUAAUUAUACUUUGGGGGAAAAUCAUGUCUCAUCUGUAUCUCAAAAAAAAAGGAAAAUUUUUCUGUAAAUAAACCUCUACUUCGUGGAUUUCGAUUAUUGGGGGGGGGGCAUUGACUGCAAUAAACGGGGGAUCACUGUACUUGUUUUGCUGUCCCUCAAGAAAAUAUGUCUCCCGUUGAGACCAUGGCCCCUGCGCCAAAACACGGCCAAAAGUUGUGAAAUUGGGGAGAGAAAAAAAAACAUGGUGAAAAUAAGAUACCUGAAAAUAUCUUUGCAACUGGAAAAAUGUGUUUCCAGAAUUCCAGAAAAAUUAAAUUUUCAAAUUUUUUUUUCCUCAAUCGCUUUUCAGAUAACAGUAUGUUUGGCCUUGAUUUAGCACCUUUGUGUCAUCACAAAGUUGGAAAAUGUGUUCAGUAACUUUUAAGAAUGAACGUUUAUCAAGGCUUUAUCUGCUGUGACAACCCCAACUUUAUUUCAAUGGUUUAUUUGCAACCGAAAGGACUCUUCACCUUGCACUGUAAAUAGCUUUCAGUGUUUCCCCUAGGAUUUUUUGAAGCUGUGGUGGUGGGCUGCAUCGGAGUCGGACAGCCUCACCAUGUCGUGCCACAGCGAAUUUUUUUUUCUUCAUUUUUUCCCCCAAGAAGAACCAUAACAAAGAUAUAUUUGAAAUAUUUCAUUAGCCAGGCUAAUGUUGUACCUCUCAGCUACAGUACAUGUAUGUAAAAUGCGUAGCUGAUUACAGCUACGUUACCCGAUGUACUAAUGCGACUUUUUUUCUCGUGGCAAUAGUACGACUUACAUCUCGUAGUGACUCAGGGUUGGCAACCCAAACUGAUGAAAGAGCCAUAUUUGACCCCCAAAAAAAACAAAAAAAAAACUGAUACAGUAUGUCUGGAGCCACAAAAAAUUAAAAGCCUUGUACAAGCCUUAUAAUUAUCGAUACUAGCUAUAUUAGCCUACUAUAGAAAUGACUAAGUUGGCUAGAAAUACGUAAUUAGCCUUCAUGAUUAAAUGUUUAUUUUCCCUGCAGUGGAUCCUAUAGAGAAUGACGCACCACGUGACUACUCUGUUGUACUAUGCCACCACAAGUUUAACUUCAUUACAAUAUUAAUGAAUUGAAAGAAUGUUUGUGUCAUGUUUGUCCUCCUAGAAAUCCUAUUAAAACAAAAAAAUAUAUUUCCCUCCCCCAUCUUUUUCCAUUAAAAAAAAAAAAAAAAAAAAGCUCCGAAGCAUCGCUAAAGAGCCGCAUGCGGCCCGAGAGCCGUGGGUUGCAGACCGUGGUCGUAGUCCUCCUUUUUCCUUUUAUUUGACCCUCAUAAGUACUACAUUACCACAACAAUAACAGUCCUUCUGUCAACUGACCCAUUUAGAGCACUGGGGGAAUUCUAAUAGCCGUGUAAAGAGUUUUACUUGAUUCGGUGAGAAGGUGAAUAGUUUUUUCCCCGUUGUUCGUAAACUAAAUUUCCACACAAAGGCACGUCGAGGUACCAUUAACUUAGCAAGGAGAGGUAUGAGAGUCAUUUUUCGAGUGUCCCAGAGCUCGCGAAAUUUGGGUGGGGGGGGCGCAUUUAUCAAAGUUUCGUCAGCCGUAAUUGUCUGAAGUUGGCGCGCCGGUGUUGUGCCGAAAAAUAGCCACUCCACGUGAAAUGUCUCCCCUGACGGGAGCGCCCACACGUCACUCGUACAAACAGCCUUUUCUUACCAAUCGAUGGAACCAGAAACGACGUUCUUGUACCGUGAAUAUGUAUCAUUUUACUCUGCUUGAACUGAUAAAUCGUUUACUGUGACCAACGCUCUGAAAAUAGAGCAAGGCUUUAUUUUGGGCCCCGCCUCUCCGCAGUCUCUCAGCGCAAGUUAGUCAAAGUUUGCUUUCCGUCCAAGACGGCCGUCCACCGCUCACUUUCGCCGAAAAGUCCGAUCCAAAUUAUUGUAAUGCCCCGGAUAUGGGCAAGAAGGAGAGAAGUCUGUAUUUGCUUUAGGGCUGCAGCUAUCGAAUAUUUUAGUAAUCGAGUAAUCGGAUAAAACAAAUAUAUUUUUAGGUGAAGAGCAAUUAUAGAUAUACAUGAGAAAACAAGACAUUUUAUCAUUUUCAGUCAAUCAAUGUCUUUAUUUUUGAUGUGUAUUGUUGAAAACGGCCAACAAUUGCAUCUCAGAUGUAACUAGGAUUAAAAAAAAAAGACUAAUUCACUAUAUAUAAAUAUAUAUAUAUAUAUAUAUAUAUACACACACCUAUAAAUGCCUUUACGCUUGAUAACACACUUCGCUUAAAAGUUACGAUUUUUCCCCACGUUUUUCAAUUGAAUUUUUAUUUGUGUCAAGCCAUUUUUAAGUUCAAGUAAAGUUUUAAGUUAGUCUAAACUGUAAGUCCUGAUAGGAUUUUGAAUUUUUGCAGUGUUCAAAAUAAAUGUAUGAUACAGGCUGUAUUGGAGCACAUUAGGGACUAGUGCUACUUGGUGUUUUAUCCAGCAAUGACUACUGAGCUAAAAUUGAUAGUUAGCAUUAUUGAGUUUUUAUUUGACACCCUCAUCACUCCACAACGCUAUGUUAUGUUAAAGCCUGUAUGUAAGACACGUUAGCCACGCAUCGAAAGUGGUCUUAAUUAAUAGAAACCUAGCCCUCCGCAGGGCUAACGUUACUUGAGCUAGUAGUGACAGUAACGUUAAUCUUAUAUAUUAGCGCUUAGCGCUCUUUGUUAGCGCUUAGCGCUCUACUGCUUUAAGAUGGCGGCUGUUUGCUAACGCUGCCCAGACGCGGCCUAGUCUGUCAUUGUCCAUCUAGUUCAACAUACAUGUGAUCUCUAUGAGACUCACCAGAGAGAUGGCGGCUGUUUGCUAACGCUGCCCAGACGCGGCCUAGUCUGUCAUUGUCCAUCUAGUUCAACAUACAUGUGAUCUCUAUGAGACUCACCAGAGCUAACUGCAACUAACGUAGCAUGUGCAGGCUAGUAUUUUGCAACGUCGGAGUCGUUUGUAGCGGCUGUCUGCUGCAGUAAGUUUUUUUUUUUUUUGCUUCUUCCUCUACGCACGUGACAUCAGCGCGUUGUCCCGCAUUAAAAGUAGUCCGAGCAAAACGUGAUGCUUAGAGCUGUCAAAAUAAACGAAUACUCGAGGUGAAUAAAAUUACUCGGAUCAGUUUUUAAACUCGAGUUACUCGAGUUGCUCGAGUAUUCGUUUCAGCUCUAAUUUGCUUACCCACUUUAUUGUGGUAACAAUAAUAAAGAAAAACAAUAACAAAAUAACAGCGGGCUGCUACGACAUGCGACCGCUAUCUCUCGCUAUCUCGCUCGUUCUCCCAUUCUUCCUACUCGUUCCCCUUGCGUCUCUUAAGGGGGGGCCUGCAUAGUUACGAACAUUAGGCUACAAUACACAAUGAAUAGGUGUCCGCUGUACUCCUCCCACUCGGCUGCCGCUAGUUUGAAGCGGCCUUAAAAAUUUUUUUAUAUUUAAAUAAAUAAAUAAAAUACAUCUCAUUUGCCAGGCGUGGCGGCUUUCAUUUUAGUGUGGCGGUGCGCCACAAUCUGUUGAAUAUAGGGGAAUCCCUGGCUUUCACUUUGGGCACCUACACACUCAUUCAGAGGUUUCGGGGAGAGUUGGGAUCCCGGGCCGGCACCCCCUAAAAUUUAAUGCACCAUAGCCCGAGGAUGUGGGGUGGGUGACGUGACCGUUGCCCUCCCACUGCCAUUCCCGCACUCCAUACAUACUUCAAGGGAGAGCUACGGCGAGGGGCAGUGGGGUGUGUGGAUGACAAGAAGUUCCACACGGCGGUCCCACUGCCCUGUCAGCUGGGCUCUCCCAUUUUAAUGCAUACACUGCACUACCCUUCCCAGACAAACCCAUCACGGUGCUGGGUAGGGGCCAGUUGGUUUUGUCUGCCGCCCUAGCUGGGCGACAGGCUGGUCCCACACAUUUCUAUAUGGCGGUGCUCCCGGGGCAGGGAUUCCUCUUUGUGAGGGCUGUCGGUUGCGAGAGAGUUUGGGCUCCUGUCCCGCGCCGCCUCUCAGCAUUCUGCUGCUUCCCCCUUCCUCUCUUUUUGCUACCUCGGCAUCCUCCUUGGGCCCCAGUGUGGAUGCCAGGCGAGGGCGCAGGGUGUCGCCCAGUCCAGGAGGGGAUCCCUUCCUGCCCCGGGCCUAGUGGGCCAUGAAGAUCCUACGGUGUGCCGCGUCUGUUGGGGUGGUUGGGGAUCCGGGUGGGACCCCUCAUCCCUUCCUUGAGGGCUGGUUUUAUCGCACCCAUGGGGGGUGCUGCGCUUGCUCCCUCCCGAUUGGCUGGGGUGGUGCUGGGGCUGCCUCCACGCAGCAUUUCCAUUUUUCUGCAGGACAAUUACACGUCUGAGUGGGUUCACGCAUUACUGGGUGGAAAUUAGACACGCAGGUCGAGAGAUUGUCGGUGCCAGCAUCAGGGAUCAGGUAGCAUAGAAUAGGAUGUCAACAUAUCCAUACUUACAUAAUACUAGGUUCCCCCACACCACAUUGCUGAAUUGCGUACGUUCCACUCCGCCUAAUCGCAUCUCCGAGACAUGACAAGAGAAAGGCUUUUCUAGAUUUCUUCUGUUACCUGUAUGAUGAAAAUUUGCUCGCAUAAGGAGACCAUCUCUCAUUAAGCGCUCGUAUCAUCAAAAACUUGUAAAGUGAGGUAUUUGUUCAAUGCAGACAAUUUGCAUUAUUGGAUGAUCAUCUCAGACCUGUUUAUAUUUUCAUUUGUCUUUUAUUUUGUAUAUUAGUACUGCAUGAGAGCUCACCUUUUGUAAUCUUUAAAAUAGUUUGAAAAAAAUAAAAAUGACCUCAUUUUGAUGUCUGUCACUGUUAUUUUAAAUACUUGUUUGCUUUUGAUGAAUGGGCUGUCCAUUUCAAGCAUUUGAUGUGCUUUAGAAGUUUUAUGCACUUGGAUUUUCAGUUUUCACUCAUUGCAUUAAUGUACAAAAUUUAAAAGUUGAUGUGAAAAAAAGCAGCAAACCAAUUGAAAAAAAAAACAUAUUGCAGUUACAAUGCAUACCACUAGGAGGUUUUCUAUUUUAUUUGUGGAAAUAGAAUUUAAUGGCUGCAAGACUCAAAAUUGGAAAUAUUAUUUUGCUACUUAAGUUGGAGUGAUAAAGCUUACACCAUAUUAACUCGUUCACUGCUAUUGACUGUUAAGGCAAGGCAAAUUUAUUUGUACAGCACAAUUCAACACAAGGUCAUUCAAAGUGCUUUACAUCACAUAAAAAUCCAAAGCACAAAUAAAAUGAUACAUAAAAUCAUGUUAAAUCAUCAAGACUGUUGAAAACAAAACAGGAAAUAGAAAUACAACCCAAAAAUUGAAUGUAAAGCAAAAGUCAUAACAUGACAUUUGAAGUAUAUGGGCAGUUAUGAAUACACUGUGGUAAACAAUAGUUUUUUUUAGCCCUGAUUUAAAGGAGCUAACGAUUUGAUUUCCAGAUGACCUUAGGAGUCUAGAUGCCUGUUAGGGGUUGAACCAAGCAUGUGCAAGGUCAUUAAGAUUUUAUAGUCUAUCCUUUGACUCACAGGAAGCUAGUGAAAAUAUUUAAUUACUGGUGUAAUAUGGUCCAGUUUGCUUGUAUUUGUAAGGACGGUAGCAAUCUAUUAGCUGCAGGUUCCUGGUUCAUGUUUUUAAGAUCUUUAAAUAUACCAUUACAAUAGCCCAAUCACAAAAAAAAAAAAAAGUAUGGUUGUUUUUCCAUGUCUUGUUUGGACAUAACUCCCUGAAAGGCUUCCAGUCUAUUUAAAAAUCCAAAAAUAAUAUAUAUUUUUUUUCAUCAUUCACUUAG